AUGUUCGUGAUCCCCUUGAUGGCUUUAAUUGGUCUUUACAUAGGAACGUUCUGCACUAUAUCCAGAAAAGAAGCUAUAUUCACAGAAACUGGUGCUGGUUCUGUGAUGGAUAACGUUCGCAGCAACGUUAUACGUAAGGCCAAGAUGAAGGCUUUACAAAUAACAGUUGUCAUUGUUUUGACAUUCAUCGUCUUCUGGAUUCCCUACUACAUGAUGAUGGUGAUCUUAAUCUUCAUUAAACCAGAUGAAGUAUUGAGCAAUGAACUAAAAGUGGGGAUUUUCUUUUUUGGCAGUUCCACAGCCAUGGUGAAUCCUUUGAUCUACGGAUUUUUUCACCUUCGAAAACGAUCACUAAAUUCCCAUCAAAUCAGCAACAGUGCUGGGUCCUUUCGGUUGUCGAAUAUUAUGACAAUUUCAAUAAAAAACAAGAGUCAGAAUCGAUUUGAAGUAAGAGAGAAGUAA
This is a messenger RNA of Limulus polyphemus (Atlantic horseshoe crab), 462 nucleotides long. Its product is annotated as gonadotropin-releasing hormone II receptor-like. Gene Ontology annotation, biological process: G protein-coupled receptor signaling pathway. The transcript is spliced from 2 exons. Gene Ontology annotation, molecular function: G protein-coupled receptor activity; peptide binding. The record is from RefSeq and is a predicted model, not a curated record. NCBI's taxonomy places the organism in Eukaryota, Metazoa, Arthropoda, Merostomata, Xiphosura, Limulidae. Gene Ontology annotation, cellular component: membrane. Bases 1 to 462 code for a protein of 153 amino acids.